CUCAGCCCAUCACUCAGAGUCCGGGUGCGAGGGCAGACAGACCCACCAUGAGCAGCCUCCUCCCCCACCUCUGCUCACCAUGCGGACCCUGAGAUGGACCUUGUUCCUGCCCGUGUGCCUGUCUUGCGGCUACGCCUUUAUGUUUUCUUCUCUGAGGGAGAACGUCAAAGAACCCCCCGGGAAGGUGCCCUGCGGAGGGCACUUCCGGAUUAGGCAGAACCUGCCAGAGCACGCCCCAGGCUGGCUCGUCAGCAAGUGGCUCUGGUUCUUUUUUAUUGUUGUGCUGUAUGUAAUCCUCAAGUUUCGAAGAGAUAGUGAGAAGAGUAAGGAAAAGACCCCUCCUGGCCCUCGAGGCUCUUCGGCUCGGGCUGCACCGAAGAAGAACCAGUGUGCUUCCCCCAGCAAAAACUACGCGAUCCACACCUUAAACCAACUCGAGAUGGACCUCGUGCAGCUCAUGUCCAAGGUGCGGAAUCUGAAAGUCGCCGUGGUAACUGCCAGCGACCACAAGGCUCAGAACUUGGAGAGGUCUGUGGGCCCACAUAGCAAUGUUACCAUCUAUGAAAUAUGGGGCGAAGAAGGGUGCCAAUGAAUGGAUUUGUGUGUCCAAGUAGGACAGGAGAGUCGAGGUUAGACACGCCAUAUGCAAACUAAUAAAACUGUUCUGAAGAAAAAUCUCAAAUCUGAGAUGUUUUUCCCCUCUUUGGUUAAACCUGAAAAAAUAAAUGUGAGACCAGUAGCCGUGGCCGUGGCCAUUGA
Messenger RNA from Eptesicus fuscus (big brown bat), 759 nucleotides. Its product is annotated as protein FAM209. The coding region runs from base 80 to 592 and encodes 170 amino acids. The record is from RefSeq and is a predicted model, not a curated record. NCBI's taxonomy places the organism in Eukaryota, Metazoa, Chordata, Mammalia, Chiroptera, Vespertilionidae. The transcript has 2 exons.